UAUAAAUAUAUGUUGUAUUUCCACUAAAUAAUGUGGAGUUGGAGUUUCCAAAUGUGACCACUUUUCCCUAAAACAACUUCCGCUAUGUUGCCGGAAGUGACAAAAGAAAGUAAACACGGGAGCUGUCAGUGGAUUCAGAAAUUAAGAUUUCAUUGCGAGUAAACGGAGCGAUUUCAAAAAGAUAUUGUGCUUUUUAUAUACACUAAGAGACUUUUGUAUGGGAAACUGGUGCAAAGUCUAAUAAAGGGAUCAGGAGUGACACCGUCCUGCAAUGUUCACAGACAUGGACUAUGAGUUAGAGGAGGAUAAACUUGGUAUACCAACAGUACCUGGUACUGUGUGUCUGAAGAAAGAUGCUAAUAACCUUAUAGGGAUCAGCAUUGGUGGUGGGGCACAGUACUGUCCGUGUCUCUACAUUGUUCAGGUCUUUGAUAAUACCCCGGCCGCUCUGGAUGGGACACUGGCAGCAGGUGAUGAGCUCACGGGCGUGAAUGGGAAACCAGUGAAGGGAAAGACCAAAGUGGAGGUCGCCAAGAUGAUUCAAGCUGUACAGGGAGACGCAGUAAUCCACUACAACAAACUGCAGGCAGACCCCAAACAGGGGAAGUCUCUGGAUAUAGUGCUGAAGAAAGUCAAACACCGCCUGGUCGAGAAUAUGAGCUCAGGCACAGCAGAUGCUCUUGGACUCAGUAGAGCUAUUCUAUGCAACGAUGGACUGGUCAAACGACUGGAAGAGCUGGAGAAAACAGCAGAGCUCUACAAAGGGCUGAUGGAGCACACGAAGAGACUGCUCAGAGCUUUCUUUGAGCUUUCUCAAACUCACAGAGCGUUUGGAGAUGUUUUUUCAGUCAUCGGCGUACGAGAGCCCCAGGCUGCCGCCAGCGAGGCUUUUGUGAAGUUUGCCGAUGCUCACCGAAACAUUGAGAAAUACGGUAUUAAGCUGCUGAAGACCAUCAAACCUAUGCUCCACGAUCUGAACACGUACCUUCACAAGGCCAUACCAGACACCAAGCUCACCAUCCGCAAGUACCUGGAUGUGAAGUUUGAAUAUCUGUCAUACUGCCUGAAGGUGAAGGAAAUGGACGAUGAAGAAUACAGCAGUAUUGCCAUGGGAGAGCCCCUGUACCGCGUCAGCACUGGUAACUAUGAGUACCGGUUGGUGCUGCGGUGUCGGCAGGAGGCUCGCGCUCGCUUCGCCAAAAUGAGGAAGGAUGUUCUGGAGAAGAUAGAGCUGCUGGAUCAGAAACAUGUCCAGGACAUCGUGUUCCAGCUGCAGCGCUUCGUCUCAGGCAUGUCACAUUACUAUGACGAGUGCUACGCCAUCCUGAAGGAGGCAGACGUCUUCCCCAUCGAAGUGGACCUCUCUCGCACCACGAUCAACUACGGCAGCCAGUCGCUCUCCUACGCUGGAGACGAGGAUGAGGAGGAGGAAGAGGAGAGCGGGGGCGGAGAGGAAGGAGGGAGCAGCACAGGGAGACAAGCAGAGAACGGCGCUGAGAAACUGAUCGAUGACGAAUGAGUGUGUGUGUGUGUGUGUGUGUGUGUGUGUGUGUGUGUGUGUGUGUGUGUGUGUGUGUGUGUGUGUGUGUGUGUGUGUGUGUGUGUGUGUGUUUGUGCAGAUGAAGUUCACCCCUCUAACAUAACUGUUCUUCACUUGCAUUUAAUGUCGAUGCACUCCCCAAGUAGUGGAUUAUACUGUAGCAGUUGAAAUGGAUAACACUAUCAUAUAGGUGAAUACUACUGAAAACUGCUGCUAUAACGCUGUAUGUGGGUGUGUCGGUGGUGUUUUCUUCCCCAAAAACUCUCAAAUCAACGGCUUUGUGAUUAUUUUACCACAGUAACUUUUGACUGUCAACAUUUCCUUUUAAAAGACUUCCUGCUUGUGAUGGGUCGGCCACAUGUAAGGUCAUUGCUUAAUGACUGUGAGAGAGACACAACUCACAGAAGGCCAUUUAGUUUUAUUCUGAAUGCUGUGGAGGGGAUUUUAAUGUGCAGAGUAGGAUUUAUAUGCCUAUGAGGUGUGCCUUCUUAGCUCUCUAUUGUGCGGAAUGGGUCUGGGCCGCCUGUCAAUGUGCAUAUUGUGGAUUGUUAAAGUUAUAGAUAUUUACAUUUUUAUUUUGUUAUUUUCUUUGCUACAAACUUUUUGGACUUGGGAUUUAUUUAGCUAAAAUGAUAUUUUGUGGUCAAUGUUAAGUGAUAUUUUGUCCACAGCUUAACAAACAAAUGACACGACUAUAAAUAUAGAAACAUGUGAAGGAGUUGUUGAAGAUGACUGACAGACAUAAUUCUGUUCCUACGUGUAGUUUGUUACAUGCAGCUGUUACAUUCCUUUGUCUUCUGCUUUUUUCUUGUUCUUAACACUUAAAAAAAAAAUAGUUUCUAUCAUGGGAGAGCUUGCAUUUGCCAGCUGUGAAAAGCUUCACAACCAAAGUCUUUUUUUAAGUGAAUCUGUUUCACCUACUCGUACCACAUGCUUUAAGUUCAAGUUUACACACCUGCAUUUCUCACUUUCCUUCAACAGCAGACUUUUUUCCAUACCAGCAGCGCCCCAGACUCUGGUAGUAUUUCUUUUUAGGAGGAGAAGGGUAAUGGACACACACACAGCUUCAAAUAGCUUUACCACUGUGUGGAAACGGAUUGAAAAUGCUUUAUGUUUAAGUAUGUACAAAGGGAGUGAGUGUAAAAACUCUGAUGUUUUAACUUUUCCUUGUCAUUCCCACCUUAUUUAUUUGUUUGUCAAAGUAUAUUUAAAAGUUUUAAUGAGACAAAUUGAUUCUAUAUUGAAUAUUAUCCACUUUCUGUUGCUCUUUGUUUUCUGUCAAAUUCGUUUUGCCUUCAGAGGGGAUAAGAUGAUUUUGUGCAUUUUCAUGAUUUACUGUUGGGAACACUUGGAGGCAGCAUCGCACCAAUUAGUGCAUUAUUAGUUCAUGUGUGAAAUUCCAAAAAACAUUUUGUUCGUGUAUUGUUUUCCUUGAAUGUAAUCAAUCAGAAGGACCAGCUGCAUGUUAUUUUGUCUUGCACAGAUCGGGCUAUGAGUAUAAUGAUGAUGUAGUGUUUGGCCUACUUUAAAGGGAUAUUGUUUUUUUUCAAUUAACGAUGGAUUAAAUAAAAAAUGUAAGUUAA
Molecule: messenger RNA, 3123 nt
Organism: Sander lucioperca (pikeperch)
Lineage: Eukaryota; Metazoa; Chordata; Actinopteri; Perciformes; Percidae
Gene: pick1
Product: protein interacting with prkca 1
Exons: 13
Coding region: 272-1519 (415 amino acids)
Biological process (GO): intracellular protein transport; receptor clustering; positive regulation of receptor internalization
Cellular component (GO): neuron projection; postsynaptic early endosome; postsynaptic density
Molecular function (GO): protein domain specific binding; phospholipid binding; protein kinase C binding
Source: RefSeq, a predicted model, not a curated record